Molecule: messenger RNA, 2594 nt
Organism: Malus domestica (apple)
Lineage: Eukaryota; Viridiplantae; Streptophyta; Magnoliopsida; Rosales; Rosaceae
Product: disease resistance protein RML1A-like
Biological process (GO): signal transduction; defense response
Molecular function (GO): ADP binding
Source: RefSeq, a predicted model, not a curated record
CAGCAGUGACAUUAUUGGCCCAUGCAAAAUAUCUAAAACGGCCACCGACACUGGGUAAAGACUUGACUUUGGUUAUUUGAAAGCCAAGCUGCACUUCUACGGUCUGCAAUGGAUACCAGCAGCUCCGCCCAAGGAGCUGGCUCUGCCGCCUCUUCGUCUUCCUCGCAGAGCUCAAACCGCUGGAAGUACGAGGUGUUCCUGAGCUUUAGAGGCGAAGAUACCCGCAACACCUUCACAGACCACCUCUUCAUUGCGUUACGCAAUGCCGGAAUUAACACGUUUAUAGACAAACAGCUCAGAAGGGGGGAAGACAUACAGAGUGAACUUGACCAAGAAAUCGAAGGGUCGAGGAUCGCUGUCAUCGUCUUCUCGAAGAGGUACGCGGAGUCCCGGUGGUGCCUGAGGGAGCUGUCGAAGAUCAUGAGGUGCCUAAAAGAUCAAGAGGGGAAGAUAGUGUGUCCAAUAUUCUACGACGUUGACCCUUCUCAAGUCAGGAAACAGAAAGAUAGUUUUGGGGAAGCAUUUCAGAAGCAUGAAAAGGAUGAAGAUCCAAAUGAGGUCAAGCAGUGGAGAGAGGAUCUUAAGGCUUCUGCAGAUUUGGCCGGCUGGAACCUCAAAACCACGGCCGACGGGUGUGAAGGGGUGUUUAUCGAGAAAAUUGUUGGGGACGUCAAAGGACUACUGAAAACCACAGACUUUAAAGAAGCCAAGCACUUAGUUGGAAUGGCUUUUCGCUUGCAAGAAUUUUGUACUAAAUACUUAGACGUUGGAGGUUCACCUGAUGUUCGAAUAAUUGGAAUUUGUGGUAUGGGCGGUAUAGGUAAAACAAUGCUUGCCAGAGCCGUUUGUAGCAAUUAUCAGCAUAGUUUUAGUCGUCAAUGUUACCUUGAAGAUGUGAGGAGUAAAAAGAAAGCGAUGGUUAGUUUGCAAGAACAACUUCUUCGAGAUAUUUUAAAACAGCCUGACAUUAAGGUAAGCAGUGUUGCCGAAGGGACCAAAGAGAUCAAGAAAAGACUUGGAAGCAUGAAGGUACUUGUCGUGGUUGAUGACAUAGAUGAUGCAGACCAAUUAGAUGAAUUGGCAAUAGAACAUGAAUCGUUUGGUCCAGGGAGUAGAAUUAUUAUAACAACAAGAGAUGAACAUGUGCUGAAUAUACAAAAGGUGGAUAAAAAAUAUAAGGCACAAGCAAUGACAGAGAAAGAAGCUUUUGAGCUCCUUAGUUGGCAUGCCUUUGGAAAUGAUUAUCCCGAUAAAGAAUAUAUUGAAUUGGCAAGAGAUAUUGUUGAUUAUUGUGGAGGAUUGCCCCUAGCUCUGAAAGUUGUUGGUCGUUUGUUGGCUAAGAAAAAGAGUAAAACCAUAUGGGAAAGUACAUUGGAUAAAUUGAGAAAUAUUCCAGACGGAAAAAUUCAUGAAACGCUUAAAUUAAGCUACGAUGGACUACGUGAUGAUCAUGAGAAGGGUGUGUUCCUAGACAUAUCUAAUUUCUUUAUUGGAGUGCAUAUAAGUGUGGCCACUCCAGUAUUGGAUGGUUGUAGUCGUUUUUCUGUAGAAGCAGAAAUUACCACACUCUGCGAUCGAUGUCUCCUAUAUAUUGAUGAAAGGAAAAGAUUGAGGAUGCAUGAUUUGAUUCGAGAUAUGGGAAGAGAAAUUGUGCGGGCAGAAUCUCCUGUGAAAUUGGGAAAACGUAGUCAUUUGUGGCAUAGUGAAGAUGCAAAAAGCGUGCUAAGGAACGAAUCUGGAACAGAAGCAGUUGAAGGACUACACUUAUUUUUGCCAGAACAUUCUGAUGACGAGCAAAGCUUCAGUACGAAAGCGUUUAAGAAGAUGUGGCGUCUGAAAUUUCUCGACCUGGCUAAUGUAAAGCUGACUGGAAGCUACAAACAUCUUUCCAAGGAGUUAAGAGCGUUGGAUUGGAUUGGAUUUCCUCUUGAAGCCAUACCAGCAGAUUUUGAUCAACGAAACCUAGUUUAUUUAAACCUGAGCAACAGCAAGAUCGUACGAGUUUGGGAGGAUUCGGACCUGUUGCCUAAGAAGUUGAAGUAUCUCCUUCUUAACGACUGUCAUCACCUGACUGAAUUACCAGACUUUUCAAAACUCCCACAUCUCAAUAAAUUGGAGCUCAGUGGCUGUAAGGGUUUGUGUGGGGGUUACCAUUUUUUAGCACAACUGAAGAUGAUUGACGUAUUAGAUCUCAGUGACUGCAAUAUAACAGAUGGUGCCGUUCUCGAAAUAAUUGGGAGUCUAUCUUCUUUAACAUUUUUAGGUCUAGGUGGGAAUGGUUUUAAUAGGCUACCCAUUCUCAGUGGCCUUUCUCAGCUUCUGGUAUUAAUUCUCGAUCAUUGCACAAACCUUCAGGAAAUCCCAGAUUUGCCGAACAGUUUGCUUUUACUGCAAGCGAAUUACUGCACUGCACUGGAAAUAAUGUCCGACAUUUCAGAGAUGUCGAAAAUGAGGAUAUUGUUACUGAAAGACUGCCGCAAACUCAAGAUAUUCCAAAAUUUAAGAACUCGUUGGACUACAUGGGUUCGAUAAUUUACAUUAAAAUGGAAGGGUGUACCAGUCUCACUGAUACUUUUAAGGAGAACCUCCGAACG